CGAAUUUCGCCGAAGACGACCGAGCUUUUGUCGGCUGCUGAAAUCCAAGAUGGCGGAAACCAACACGUCAACUGUCAACACUGGAAACGUUCCGGCCUCAAACCCGUUAACCAAGAAGUUGAACAAGAUAUUAGAAACUCGGCUUGACAAUGACAAGGAUAUGUUGGAAGCUCUCAAAGCACUGUCCACAUUCUUCAAUGAGAACAGUCUACGGACAAGAAGGAACCUGCGCAGUGACAUCGAGAGGAGGAGUCUGGCCAUCAAUGAGGAGUUUCUCUCCACAUUUCAAGUUGUCAAAGAUCAACUGGACAGUGUGUAUUCAGAUGUGAAGGCAAUGAGUGACUGCUGUCAAGAUAUGACAAGUAGGCUUAAGGCUGCCAAGGUACAGACCCAUGAUCUGAUAAACCAAACCACAAGUCUACAUGGGGAAAGUCAGAAGCUGCAGAUGAAACAGCAGGUAGCAGAUGCAUUCCUGGAUCGAUUCCAACUGAAACCAGAGGAAAUCAAGUCCCUCAGAGGAGCAAAAUCUGGGUCCCUUUCUCAAGAUUUCUUUCAAUCAUUGGCCAGAGUCAAGCAGAUUCAUACAGACUGUAAAAUACUUCUUCGAACCAAUCAUCAGACAGCAGGGCUGGAGAUUAUGGAGUCAAUGGCCCUACACCAGGAGUCUGCGUAUGAACGCCUGUACAGAUGGGCUCAGAAUGAGUGUCGUACCUUGACCAGUGAAUCCCCAGAGGUCUCACCCAUACUCUGCCAGGCCAUGCUUGCACUACAGGACAGGCCGGUGCUCUUCAAGUACACACUUGAUGAGUUUGGGACUGCCAGAAGGACAGCUGUAGUGAGAGGCAUGAUUGAUGCAUUGACUCGAGGUGGACCAGGUGGCACUCCCCGGCCCAUUGAACUCCACUCCCAUGAUCCUUUGCGUUACGUCGGUGACAUGUUGGCAUGGUUACACCAGGCCACUGCCUCAGAGAAAGAAUAUUUGAGUACACUUCUGAAGAGAUGUGAAACAACUAAUGAGACCAUUCAAGAUACCCUAGGGCAUAUAAGCGAAGGCGUCUGUCGACCAUUCAAGGUGCGCGUGGAGCAGGUGUUGGUCUCGGAACAAGAUGCUGUGACCCUGUACAUGCUGAAUAAUCUCCUCAAGUUUUACCAUCACACCAUACAGCAGAUUAUCAGCCCUGCUGCUGCCCUGCUGGAGACCAUCACAGAGAUACAGGACCUCAGUCACCGCAUGUUCUUCAACAGCCUCACAUGUCAUGCAAACAAACUUCUUGAUAAGGUAGAGCUGCCCCCUGCAGAUCUGGGACCCACUGCAUCCCUGGUUCAAACCCUGGCCCUGCUGAAAGAUGUACUCCAGUGCCACGACUCUUCUGUUGUCACCUUGGAGAACAAGAAACAAGACUUUAAGCAGAUCCUGUCGUGCGUUCUAGACCCGCUGUUACAGAUGUGCUCGGUGUCAGCCAGUCGCCUGAACACAGCCGACAUGGCUUCGUAUAUGGUCAACUGUAUCUACCAGAUGCAGUCCACCAUCGCCUUGUAUGAGUUCACUGACACUAAACAAGAGAUGCUGCAAGCACAGGUGGAGGCCCAUGUGGACACUCUGGUGAACGAACAGGCUGCCUUUGUGCUGAGCAGGGUGGACCUGGCCCACAUCUACAGCACCAUUCAGCAGCACCAGCCCAAACUGGGACCUUUGGCAAACCUCCCUGGCAUGGACCCAAUAACUGUCAAGUCUGCAAUGAACAAGUUUGACAGCUAUCUAGCCAGCCCUGACUCGCUUACUUUGUCUCAAUGCAGUCUUAUUACAAGUUCAAAAAACAGAGAACUCAUUAAGAAGAACUCGUCGGAGCUGAUUUGCCAGUCAUACAGGCAGAUGUACACGGCUGUGUGUGACCCCCAGAAUGAGUAUAGGGAGUGGACCAGCAUAGUGCCUCGUACCCCUGACCAAGUCCUAGCACUUCUCAUGUGAAAUGAAACUCGGUGUGUUCAAUAAAACUGUUGCUGUUAUUUA
This is a messenger RNA of Dreissena polymorpha, 2011 nucleotides long. Its product is annotated as conserved oligomeric Golgi complex subunit 6-like. Gene Ontology annotation, biological process: intra-Golgi vesicle-mediated transport. The transcript is spliced from 20 exons. Lineage: Eukaryota; Metazoa; Mollusca; Bivalvia; Myida; Dreissenidae. The coding region runs from base 50 to 1969 and encodes 639 amino acids. Gene Ontology annotation, cellular component: COG complex. The record is from RefSeq and is a predicted model, not a curated record.